This is a messenger RNA of Prunus persica (peach), 1085 nucleotides long. RefSeq lists its product as uncharacterized. The transcript has a single exon. The record is from RefSeq and is a predicted model, not a curated record. Bases 265 to 954 code for a protein of 229 amino acids. NCBI's taxonomy places the organism in Eukaryota, Viridiplantae, Streptophyta, Magnoliopsida, Rosales, Rosaceae.
UGAUCUUAUAAUGAAUAUUCACACAAUAGACGAUUUAGAUUAGUGAAAUAUAAUAUGGAGUGGGCCUUACAAAGGUGUCACUCUUCACUUUAUGAACCUGUGUUGACAGAAGUGUGAGAAUAUAGCUUAGAAAGCAAGCUAAUGCCCACUUGACAAUAUUCCUCCACUUUUAUCUAUAUAUAGUGGGGAGAAAUAUACCAUGUUUUGAAAGUGGACAAGGCAAAGCAAUCUUCAACUUUGACCAGCUUCCAACUGAUACGUACAAUGACAUUUACCAAUAUGCUGAAGGCGUUGGGUUUGCUCAACAAUGGUCCAGCUCCAGAGCAAUGCUACAAUCCAAAUAGUACCAGAGGCACUCCUGCACCUGCUACUUCCAAAGGAUAUAAUCAUCCAGGUUAUUCUCCUCCUCCUCCUCCUCUUCCUAAUGUGGUUAAUGGCUAUCCAGUCAAUAAUAAUUACACUCCUAAUCCUGCUCCUAAUGCGUACUACUACUAUUAUCCCACACAACCAGCCCCAACUAAUCCUUCAGAAAUAAGCCAUGAUAAUGUGACGACGUUUGUUCCUCAUGGACAUGACAUUAGUGAGGGCUUAAAGCCACCCAAUGCAUAUGACAAUAGUUCCUCAAUUGCUGGACCUGACCAACCGGCAAAUUCGAAAAGUAGAAUUAGUACUUGUGCUAAUCCCCAGCUGCCCAAGAGUAAUGGAAAAGUUGACAAGCACAAGAAUAUUGGAGAAAAGAAUGGCAAGAAAAAGAACGGGAAAAAAAAGAGUUCCAGAUCAAGCGGCGAUUCAUUCAAGGUUCAUGGGAAUACUAUUAAUGGAGGCAAAGGCGACAAGGUUGGAGUUUUCGACUUUGGUAACAAGUAUAGUAGAGGCGGCAAGAAGAGAGAUGAAGAAGAAGAAGACUCGACUGAAGAAGAAACUGACUCCGGUACUGAAGACGAAAGAGAUUAGUUCUGAAGUAAUUACUACAUAUAUGAUGGCAACAGUAAAUAAUGGAGUUGUCAAAAUAUAUAGGCAACUUACAUGGUACUUAAAGAUCAAAUUCAAAGCAAAGGACCCACUAGUGUAGUGGUUUUUGGAGU